AAAAUACAAGUGCUCUGUUAAGUAUUGUUUGAUCCAUGUUACUAUAUUUCGUAACGUCUAAUAUUUCCCCAUUCAUUAACAGCACAAAUUUGAAAGCGAAUAUACGUUCAUGUUUAGUCAAUGAUUAUUAUAAAGUUUAAACCCACACUUACUUGGCAAUGCUUGAAUGCUGGCCAGGUGAAACUGAACUGAAGUUUGAACUUUGACAAUUCACUAGUUUUCCCUAAAUAAGGAAUCUUGGUGACAGUUGCAUCUGCAUACUCAGUCAUUAGAUUGCUGACUAAAUACUUUGCAGAACAAUGAAAUCCACCAUUGUAAACAACAUCACCCAGGGUGGUAAUGAGUCAGGCACUGAGAUACCUGUGAAUCUGACAGCAAGCGGCAACAUGACGAGACAGGAAUCGGAGCAGGACCUAAAAGACUUCUACAUCGGUCUCUUCCUGGCUAUUAUGUCGAGCCUUUUCAUUGGCACAAGCUUUAUUUUCAAGAAGCUGGGAUUAAUGCGUCUUGCCAAACAGACGUCAAACAGAGCUGGUGCUGGUGGUUAUGGUUACCUCAAAGAAUGGAUGUGGUGGGCUGGAAUGAUCUUAAUGACUGUUGGAGAGUUUUCUAAUUUUGCUGCCUAUGCAUUUGCCCCAGCCACAUUAGUUACUCCCCUUGGAGCCCUCAGUGUUCUUGUUAGUGCUAUGCUGGCAUCACGAAUACUGAAGGAGCACCUGAACCUGCUGGGUAAGACUGGCUGUCUCCUGUGUAUUCUCGGCUCCACGGUCAUGGUCAUCUCCUCGCCCAAGGAAGUCGAAGUGGCCAACAUGAAGGAACUCAAAUCCAUGCUUGUCGCACCAGUGUUUAUAGGGUUUGCUGUAUUAGUGGUCAUUAUUGCACUUGUGGCAAUAUUCUACUUUGUUCCUCGCUAUGGCAACAAGAACGUCCUGGUUUACAUUACUAUUUGUUCUGUCCUCGGCUCCUUCACGGUGAUGGGCUGCAAGGGAUUUGGAGUUGCCAUCAAAGAGACAUUCCGUGGCAGGAACGAAUUCAAUAAUGAGCUGACGUACCUGCUUCUGUUGGUUAUCAUCAUAUGUAUUUUAAUUCAGCUCAAUUAUUUAAACCGUGCUCUGGACAUUUUUAACACGGCAGUGGUGACACCGAUAUACUAUGUGUUUUUCACCUCCUCUGUGAUAGCAGCUUCGUUGAUUUUGUUUAAAGAGUGGGGAAACAUGACCGGCGACAAAAUACUCGGUGAUAUAUGUGGCUUCGCUGUGAUCAUUGUGGGGAUAUUUUUACUAAAUGCUUUCAAGGACAUGAGCGUAACUCUUGCAAACCUACCCAGUGUCAGAAAGGACAGUGUGCCAAAUGGUGAUCUGUCACACAACAACAGAGACCGAGAACUGCUGUUGAAAAAUGAAGAAACCAUAAACAUGGAUAGUGUAACAGUAACCGAGUAUCGUGAUGAUUCCACUAGGUAUGAUUUGAACUGAGUGAUAUGAUGAUUCCACUUGGUAUGACUUGAACUGACUGAUAUCAUGAUGAUUCCACUAGGUAUGACUUGAACUGAGUGAUAUCGUGAUGAUUCCACUAGGUAUGAUUUGAGCUGAGUGAUAUCAUGAUGAUUCCACUAGGUAUGACUUGAACUGAGUGAUAUGAUGAUUCCACUAAGUAUGACUUGAACUGAGUGAUAUCGUGAUGAUUCCACUAGGUAUGACUUGAACUGAGUGAUAUCGUGAUGAUUCCACUAGGUAUGUUUUGAGCUGAGUGAUAUGAUGAUUCCACUAGGUAUGACUUGAACUGAGUGAUAUCAUGAUGAUUCCACUAGGUAUGACUGGAACUGAGUGAUAUGAUGAUUCCACUAGGUAUGACUUGAACUGAAUGAUAUCAUGAUGAUUCCACUAGGUAUGACUUGAACUGACUGAUAUCAUGAUGAUUCCACUAGGUAUGACUUGAACUGAGUGAUAUCAUGAUGAUUCCACUAGGUAUGACUUGAACUGAGUGAUAUCAUGAUGAUUCCACUAGGUAUGACUUGAACUGAGUCUGAAAUUGUUAUUUUACGUUGGUCACCAAUUAUGCAAAUUGAUUUAUUAUGACUUGUUGACAUUGUUGUUGAGCAGCAUUUGUACAGCAGAACAGUACUAAAAAAAAAAAAAAAAAAAAAAAAGGAUCAAUCUUAAUUUUUUAGAUUCUGCAAUCACUGUUUGUAUUGGAAGAACAUGAACUAUGAUAAUGUAAGCAACUGAAAAUGAUGUGUCAGUAAUGGCAUAGUGCCUAUCGCAUUACAUUCUUUAAAACGUAUAUAUAGAAUGUAUUGCUUUUAAUGCAAUAUAAAGUUAACUGAAUAUAAAGUUGUGUUUUGUUAUAAACACAACAUAAUUUCCUUAAUUAUUUUUGAGUUACGGGUUUAUAAAAGGUUGUUUGAUGAUGUGACAAUGAACUUUCAUAUAUGACAUUAUUUUUACAUUCAUAUAUGACAUUAUUUUUACAAACAGCUUUUUCACUAAAUAUCCUCAACAAAAUUGAUUAAGGUGUCAUAUUUAUGUUAGCAAAUUUUGAUCACAGAUGCACAGUGAGUCUUUUAACACAUUUUUAUUACCACAUUUAAAGAAAAAUCCCAAAAUAUCUAAUGGUCCUUAAUUAAUUUUGUUGAGUAUAUAUUGAUCAUCAUUUCAAAUAAAAGAGAAAAAUAAACAUAAAUAUAAUUCCCCCCCCCCCCCUCCCCCCAAUAUUGUAUUGUAGAAUAAAAACAAUAACUGAUUAAUGAUAUUGGCUUUUAUCCUGUUCAGCCAAAUAUUGAACUUUGGUUGAAGGUCCAUGUAGAGUUCAUAUUUGUAAAGUGCACAGGGUAAACUGAUGUCAUACACUUUUUAUCGGUUAUUCUGUCAUUAACACAAAUGUUAAAUGUCAGGUCAGGUCAGGUCAUAGAGUUUAAUGUGCACAUUCAGAACAAGCUGUUGUAACGCAUCCCUGUCAUGGGUGCACGUGUCUGCCUAGGCCACCACCUCCGUCCAGGUAGGGGAGAAGGGACUGCCGGUGCAGAGGAUAAUUCCUGAUUUGUUUUAUUCGUUGGUAAUUGUAAUAAUUUGUUUACUGUUGUGUAUUUGAGAUACACUCACCAUGAAAGUAGGGCUUUUGUGUUUGGUUAAAAUUUGAACUUACAAACAUAUAAGUAUAGUGUUUUCCCUAGGAAUUUGGCAAGGUAUGGUAGACUAAACACUUUUGGGGCAUUUUCACCAUUUUCAGAGCACUUUUUUUUUUUUCAUUAAAAAUAAAACAAAAUAAAUUGAAAUAAAAAUAAAUAUAAUUAAUAUGCUUGCUUUAAAAUUAUUAAUUGUAAAUUUUGUUGGUGUUUUAUAAAGGCACUUUUAGAAUGAUUAAAAAUGGCUUGUUUAAUCUCAAGGCAGCAUGGUGCUGAUUAAGGCAAGAUGGCUCUAGACUACUGAGGCAUGCUAAAAUAUACUAGGGAAAACAAUAAAGUAUCAUUAUUUAGUGGGGAUCUUUCAUGCUAAAGCUUUGCAAGGAGAAUGUUAAUUCAAAGUUCAUUUGUCCAUCUUCAGUAGACAUCCUGGCCUGGUGCUUAUAAAACUUUUAGAGUCCAGACUCGAGACUCUAAUAAAGAGUCUGAGACACUAUUGUCAUGACAACGCCAUACAAAUUGUAUGCAUGUGAUGUCAUUUGAGAUUGAUUCUGGACUCUAAAAGUUUUAUAAGCAUGGGCCCAGGUUUGCAAUUCAGUUUUUGUCAAACUAAAGUAAUAAGUUUAUUUCUGUAGUAAACCAGUAUUGGAUAAAAAGUCAAGAGAUUAUACAAGAGACAGUGAAAGUAGCUGGUGGUCCUCAAAGCUUGCUAAGGUGUGUGUACAUUACAUGUACAUGUGCAUAUACUGUUAUCCAUGCAUUGUAUAUAACAAAAAUAUAUGUAACAGUUGCCAAUUAAUGUGCAAGUUAUUAAAGGUUCAUUUUUAAA
Messenger RNA from Gigantopelta aegis, 3950 nucleotides. RefSeq names its product magnesium transporter NIPA2-like. Gene Ontology annotation, cellular component: membrane. The coding region runs from base 300 to 1475 and encodes 391 amino acids. The transcript has 7 exons. Lineage: Eukaryota; Metazoa; Mollusca; Gastropoda; Neomphalida; Peltospiridae. Gene Ontology annotation, molecular function: magnesium ion transmembrane transporter activity. The record is from RefSeq and is a predicted model, not a curated record. Gene Ontology annotation, biological process: magnesium ion transport.